Messenger RNA from Plasmodium cynomolgi strain B, 663 nucleotides. Its product is annotated as RAD protein. The transcript has 2 exons. NCBI's taxonomy places the organism in Eukaryota, Apicomplexa, Aconoidasida, Haemosporida, Plasmodiidae. The record is from RefSeq and is a predicted model, not a curated record. Bases 1 to 663 code for a protein of 220 amino acids.
AUGAAUAAUUUCGCGAUAUUCAAGAUGUGCAAAUCAGCUGGUCUUUCCUUCCUUCUUUUAUGGAUUGCGUUGUUGAAUAAUAUUAGCAUUCCACAUGGUAAUGCAGCGCUGAAGUCAAAUGUGGAUGUAUUCGCAAGACAAUUAUCGACGCUAUCGGAAAUCGUGAAUCAUUAUUGUCCAAAAACUCAACUACAGGGUAGCAAUAAUAAAAAUCCCGCAGUCCAGAAAUAUGUUUCUGAAAUAUAUUCAGAAUUAAAGGAUUUAAAAUUAAUAAAACGUUGUCUCAAUAUAACAUUCAUGCUUAGAGAUGAUAUAAGUACUGAUCUUAGCAGAUAUAAUUCGUUUCUUACCCUAUUAUAUAAUGAUAUGGAAAGAAAAUUAUCAAACAGCCUAAAUUCAAUGGCCACCAAAUAUGGGUUUCCAAAAAAAGAUAAAGAAAAAUUGUGGAAAGAAUGCAAAGAAGGAAUUAAAAAAGAAUUUAAAGAAGUAAACGAUUAUUACAAAAGUAUUUGUAAGGAUUAUGAGAAUACUUUGAUAAUACCGGUUUUUCUUUUUAACAAAAAAUUGGAUAAAUAUAUUAAAUUGUGGAAAGAAGUUGCAUAUCGAAAUGAAAAAAAAUGGAAUGACACUUUUGAAAAGAAAAUAAGUAAAGGUAAACCCUAA